Molecule: messenger RNA, 4158 nt
Organism: Microcebus murinus (gray mouse lemur)
Lineage: Eukaryota; Metazoa; Chordata; Mammalia; Primates; Cheirogaleidae
Source: RefSeq, a predicted model, not a curated record
UACCCAGUUUCUUUAAUGUUUGCAACCAAAACAUCACACAUGUGGUAUUGUUCAUUCUGAGUUUUAAAAUCAUUACAAAAAUGAGGCUCGAAUGUAGUAAACACAGUAGCCAGCCUUUAACAUGCAUUUAAAGAGAUGAGUUAUCCUAGGGCAUCCAAGAUAAUUUCGAAGGAGGCCUGGGCUAUCCACAGUUGCACCUGCCUUAGAAGUCAAGAAGAACUGGUUUUCUGGGUCACUUUACCCUUACUUAGCCUGGGGUAUUUCCAAGUGGCAGAGCUGCAGACCGUGGAACCCAUUCCUCGCAUUCUGAGAAUUCAAGAAAACAUGGGUUUUCUUGACUCUGCUCAGCAUUUCCCUCAGCACCCCCUUGACUCUGCUCAGCAUUUCCCAAAGUAAUGUUUCCACUUAAAGAAUGUUUGCGCUUUUCUCUUUCUUUUCUUUUUUGCCCCCAAAUCCACAUGUUUUUCUAUGAGAAAAGAGCUUUUCCCGAUCUCUAAGGAGGAGAAAUUCCCAAAUCCAACUGUUGCUAAGACCUUGUCCCUGAACUUGUCAACUUCUUCCUUGUUCCCCACCUCCCCUUAUGUACCAACCAAAGGAAGCCUUCUGUCUUCCUUUUUGGUAAAUAGCCUCAGAGAGGAGCAUUUACUCCAGCCAGAAAGACCUCUGACAUCUGGGCUUUAAGGGCUUCUGAAACGAGACUGACAUAUAGACUUUGCCAGAGAGGCGGCUACCCUUCUCAUUCUUCCUAAAAGGUCUGGGGUCUUUCUUCCAGCCUCAUACCGGCUGCUGGCUUAGACCCUGUGUAGCCCCACACGCGCCGAAGCACACGAGCUUCCUCAGCAGGGAAACCUGAAAGGCUCGCUUUUGUACACUCUGGGCCAAAUUUCUCCCGAAUUAAUAUUGCAUUUUCUCCCUGACACUAGAUGCGUCAUCUCCCUGCGGACUAGGCCAGCGAGUGGCCCUCUCAGCGAAAGCUGUGUCCCACGCUCUAAAACAACAGAGCAGUGCUUGUGGAAUUAGACUGUGUUUACCACGAUGGCCACCGCUCCAGCCCCUAGGAUGUUUGAGAAACUGAAAAAAUAAGCUUUGCAAGCUGCCUAGGUUCUGCAAAAUCAGCAGGCACCUGCUGUGACCAAUCCAGGCCUGCCUUUGGAAGAGAUAUUGGCUCAAUCUUUUCAACUUGCUGAUUGGCUUUGAGGAGUGGCCGGAGCUCCCAGCUCCCCAUUGGUGGAUGAAAGUUAAAGGUGGGCCUCCUGCAAGUUGUUGUCCUGUGACAAAAAGGAAUGUCUUGGGAAUUUUUUUUUUUUUCCUGCUUUGGAGGCCCAGGCUCAAGGCAAAUUAUAAGUAGGAAACCAAUUUGAAGGAAAGAAAUUUGAACCGAGCUAAGGUAUCAGGCCCCGAGAGAGACGAACAGCCCAUCUGAAGUCUGCGGGCACCUCUGACAAACUCAGAGGCUUGUUUUAAGGGAAGGGCUACUAGAUUUUUACCAACAGCAAGCACAGAGCGGAGCGUGGCGAGGGCCGAGGGCGCGCUGGAGAGCAGGCAGGGCCGCCAUGGGGCUGCUGCACGGCCUGUUCCGCGCCCGGAAGCUGCUGCUGGUCGUCUGCGUCCCGCUCCUGCUGCUGCCUCUGCCCGUCCUGCACCCCAGCAGCGAGGCCGCGUGUGCUUACGUGUUGAUCGUGACUGCUGUCUACUGGGUGUCUGAGGCGGUGCCUCUUGGAGCUGCAGCCCUGGUGCCUGCCUUCCUCUACCCGUUCUUCGGAGUCCUCCGAGCCAGCGAGGUGGCGGCCGAGUACUUCAAGAACACCACGUUGCUGCUGGUGGGCGUCAUCUGCGUGGCGGCUGCCGUGGAGAAGUGGAACCUGCAUAAGCGCAUCGCUCUGCGCAUGGUCUUGAUGGCCGGGGCCAAGCCGGGCAUGCUGCUGCUUUGCUUCAUGUGCUGCACCACAAUGCUGUCCAUGUGGCUGUCCAACACCUCCUCCACCGCCAUGGUGAUGCCCAUCGUGGAGGCCGUGCUGCAGGAGCUGGUCAGUGCCGAGGAGGAGCAGCUCGUGGCGGGCAACUCCAGCGCCGAAGAGGCCGAGCCCAUCAGUCUUGAUGUAAACAACAGCCAGCCUUCUCUGGAACUCAUCUUUGUCAAUGAAGACACCUCGACUGCAGACCUCGCUUCUCUGAUGCACAGCAAGAACCUGAAUGGUGUGCCUACGAUCACCAGCCCCAUUAAGACAGCAAACCAACACCAGGGCAAGAAGCAACACCUGUCCCAGGAAAAGCCACUAGUCGUGACCCCCAGCCCCAGGAACCAGGAGCUGAACAAAAAGUACAGGUCUCACCAUGACCAAAUGAUCUGCAAGUGCCUCUCUCUGAGCAUAUCCUAUGCUGCUACCAUCGGCGGCCUGACCACCAUCAUUGGCACCUCCACCAGCCUCAUCUUCCUGGAACACUUCAACAACCAGUACCCAGCCGCAGAGGUGGUGAACUUCGGCACCUGGUUCCUGUUCAGCUUCCCCAUAUCCCUCAUCAUGCUGGUGGUCAGCUGGUUCUGGAUGCACUGGCUGUUCCUGGGCUGCAAUUUUAAAGACACCUGCUCUCUGAGCAAGAAGAAGAAGACCAAAAGGGAAGAGUUAUCAGAGAAGAGGAUCCAGGAGGAAUAUGAAAAGCUGGGAGAUAUUAGCUACCCUGAAAUGGUGACUGGAUUUUUCUUCAUCCUGAUGACAGUGCUGUGGUUUACCCGGGAGCCUGGCUUUGUCCCUGGCUGGGAUUCUUUCUUUGAAAAGAAAGGCUACCGCACCGAUGCCACCGUCUCUGUCUUCCUUGGCUUCCUCCUCUUCCUCAUUCCAGCAAAGAAACCCUGCUUUGGAAAAAAGAAUGAUGGAGAGGACCACGAGCACUCUCUGAGGAUGGAGCCCAUCAUCACAUGGAAGGACUUUCAGAAGACCAUGCCCUGGGAGAUUGUCAUUCUGGUUGGAGGAGGCUAUGCUUUGGCCUCUGGUAGCAAGAGCUCUGGCCUCUCUACAUGGAUUGGGAACCAGAUGUUGUCCCUGAGCAGUCUCCCACCAUGGGCUGUCACCCUGCUGGCAUGCAUCCUUGUGUCCAUUGUCACUGAGUUUGUGAGCAACCCAGCCACCAUCACCAUCUUUCUGCCUAUCCUGUGCAGCCUGUCUGAAACGCUGCAUAUUAACCCGCUCUACACCCUGAUCCCAGUCACCAUGUGCAUCUCCUUUGCAGUGAUGCUGCCUGUGGGCAAUCCCCCCAAUGCCAUCGUCUUCAGCUACGGGCACUGCCAGAUCAAAGAUAUGGUGAGUUGUGGCUGCCUUCCCCGACCAGGCCCAGCUGCCACGAGGACAGGGAUGACCUGCUCCGUAGCCUUCCCCCAGAGCUUACUAUACUGUAGCAGUGUCCCUGGACUGUCAACACUCAACAGAGUGUGGCAGAAAGAAUGGGGCCUGUGAAAAGGUUUUUGGUUGGUCCAUAUGGACCAAGAAUAGCAAUACUGUGCUCCCCCACCCUUACCUGGAAGAAAGUAGGUACUUAGCUAGAGCUGGAACAGACACAGGCAGUGGCCCAGUUCCAGAAGGCAUGAGCUUGCACAAAGCUUUGCCUGUUUCUUCAUUGGACCAGUGGGGAUAUUCAUUCAAAAGGCGGCUGGUUUAUUCAUAGAGGAUGAAGUAUGAGAAACUGUAUGAACCUAGAGUGAAAGGGGUUUUAUGAAAACAAGAUUCUUCUGCUCAACUCUUCCCCAAGCAAGAAACCCCUGAGGCACCAAUGGAAAAUGAAGCAUCUUCCAUUCAUUUCUGUUUUCAUUUGGGCUCACAAAAGAUGGCUUUGAGGAGACAUUCUGCUGCUGACUUUAGUGUUGGACUUAUCCACCCUCCUCCAUUCCUCAAGCUAGACACAUUGCUAUGCUUCUCAAUACCCAGGGCUGAUGGGGGUUGGGGAGAGGAUGGAAAACACUGAUAUAAAUUACUGGGACCUGACUGUCCGAAAUAGGGCCCAUUCACCCUUGCUGAUGGUCUGAAAUCUGUUUUUCAUGGGAGUCCAAACUUGUUCUCAGCAGUCCUGUAACAUAUCAAAUGGAGGAAUGGAAGAGUUUCAGGCUGUUGGCACGUAUUAGGUUCUUUGGACUAUUCAAACUGCUUAUCUAAGUUAUCUGUGAUA